GCCCUUCUGUCCCACCCUGUGCGCAGCGUGGUGAUCGGUGGUGCGCUGUGUCCAAUCACAGCUGAUCACAUCAGCACCACCUGUCAGUGUUCAUCAGUGCCAGCUCUCUGUGCUCAUCCAUGGCCCACCUGUCAGUGCCCAUCAGUGCCACAUAGCAGUGCCCAUCUGAGCUACCUUUCAGUGUCACCCAUCAGUGCCACCUAUUAAUGCCAGUCAGUGCCACCUAUCAGUGCUGCCAAUCAGUGCCAGUCAGUGCCGCCUAGCAGUGUGCAUCAGUGCCGCCUAUCAGUGCCCAUUCAGUGCUGCCUAUCAGUGCCACCUAACAGUGCCAGUCAGUGCCGCCUAUCAG
Molecule: messenger RNA, 349 nt
Organism: Staurois parvus
Lineage: Eukaryota; Metazoa; Chordata; Amphibia; Anura; Ranidae
Source: the annotation of a GenBank genome assembly